Molecule: messenger RNA, 1050 nt
Organism: Calypte anna (Anna's hummingbird)
Lineage: Eukaryota; Metazoa; Chordata; Aves; Apodiformes; Trochilidae
Gene: LIF
Product: LIF interleukin 6 family cytokine
Exons: 3
Coding region: 55-690 (211 amino acids)
Biological process (GO): immune response
Cellular component (GO): extracellular region
Molecular function (GO): leukemia inhibitory factor receptor binding; cytokine activity
Source: RefSeq, a predicted model, not a curated record
ACUCCCUCUGCCAACACCAAUCCCCAUUAAGUCGCUCCCGGGACGCGGCUCACAAUGAAGUUCGUGCCAGCAGGUGUCGUGCCCUUCGUGGCCCUGCUCCUGCUGCAGCGGCGGCCGGUGGCCGGGCGGGCGCUGCUGGUGAGCGGUCCCGGCUGCCCCGGGCACGGUUUGUGCCGCUCCACCGUCCAGGAGCAGACCCGCAGGCAGGUCGCGCUGCUCAAUGCCACCGCCCAGGACCUCUUCAGCCUCUAUCUGAAGUGCCAAGGAGAGCCGUUCAGCAGUGACAGUGACAAGCUCUGCAACCCCGGUGGCAUCGUCUUCCCCCCCUUCCGUGUCAACCGGACGAGCGAGAGGAAGGAGGUGAUGGUGGCCAUGUACAAGCUCUUCGCUUUCCUCAAUGCCUCGCUGGGGAACAUCACACGGGACCAGGAGGAGCUCAACCCCACGGCCAAGGAGCUCCUCGACCGACUCCACAACACCACCAAAACCACCCGGGGCCUCAUCUCCAACCUCACCUGCCUCCUCUGCAAGAACUACAACAUCUUCCAGGUGGAUGUCAGCUACGGGGAAAGCUCCAAGAGCAAGAGCGCCUUCAAGAAGAAGCAGCAGGGCUGCCAGGUGCUCAGGAAGUACGUGCAGGUCAUUGCCCAGGCUGCCCGUGUCCUCCUACCUCAUCUCAGCCCCCCGUGAACACCCACCCUGGCUCCUCUGCCUGCCCCACACUGGCCGUCCUCCAUCGCUGCCUCCUGAACUUAUUUAUUACCCUGGACCUUGUGUUGGCCCCAUCCAUCCCCCUGGUAAUUUAUUUGCCCCUUGAGGGGUGAACGUUGCAGCCCUGUGCAUCCCAGGUGGAGCAGGGCAUGGGCUGGCAUCCAGCAGGACGAGGUGGUGCAUCCAUCCCCGAGGUGACGCCAGAGCACGGGAAGCUCCUGGGAUGGACCUCAGCUGUCCCCAUGCUUACACGGGGUAGAGCUGUGUGUGCUGCCAGGGGACAGGUUCCACCCUCAUGGCUAGGCUCCUCCGUUGUGGAGGGCAACCUGACAGACAUCC